Peromyscus eremicus (cactus mouse) is the source of this 2369-nucleotide messenger RNA. It is a transcript of the gene Dbf4, whose product is annotated as DBF4 zinc finger. Gene Ontology annotation, cellular component: nucleus; Dbf4-dependent protein kinase complex. Gene Ontology annotation, biological process: positive regulation of nuclear cell cycle DNA replication; regulation of cell cycle phase transition. The coding region runs from base 202 to 2187 and encodes 661 amino acids. Lineage: Eukaryota; Metazoa; Chordata; Mammalia; Rodentia; Cricetidae. The transcript has 12 exons. Gene Ontology annotation, molecular function: zinc ion binding; nucleic acid binding; protein serine/threonine kinase activator activity. The record is from RefSeq and is a predicted model, not a curated record.
UCGCGUGACGCGUUUUCAAAUCUUUAACCGCCGCGGCUCACAGGUCGGUGCUGCAGCCCCUUCCUGCUCGGAGGCUCGGCGCCGGAACCGGCCGUGGAAGUCGGCCCGCGGACGCGGCGGCCGGGCCUCGGAGCUCCGUGUUCGCGGCCGUCCCGUGCGGCGCGCGGUGCGGACCCAGCAUGUAGGUGCCUGGUGGCUGCCAUGAACCUGGAGACCAUGAGGAUCCACAGCAAAGCGCCUCUGCCCGGUGGCAUCCAGGACAAAAAUGAAAAGAACAGACCGUCUUUGAAAUCCCUGAAAACUGAUAAUAGACUGGAAAAAUCGAAAUAUAAGCCUCUUUGUGGAAAAAUAUUUUACCUUGACUUGCCUUCUAUCACUGUAUGUGAAAAACUCCAAAAAGACAUAAAGGAUCUUGGCGGGCGAGUUGAAGAAUUUCUCAGCAAAGAUAUCAGUUAUCUUGUUUCAAAUAAAAAGGAAGCAAAAUAUGCACAAACAUUGGGUCGAAAUUCUCCUGUACCAAGUCCAGAAUCUGCGUAUACUGCAGAAACCACCUCACCUCAUCCUAGCCAUGAUGGAAGUUCCUUUAAGUCUCCAGACAGAGUGUGUCUGAGCCGAGGAAAGUUAUUAGCUGAGAAAGCUGUCAAGGAUCAUGAUUUUAUUCCUGCUAAUAGUAUAUUAUCAAAUGCCUUAUCAUGGGGAGUGAAGAUUCUUCAUAUUGAUGACAUUAGAUGCUACAUUGAACAGAAGAAGAAAGAGUUAUGUACACUCAAGAAAUCAAGUACUUCUGUGAGGGAUACGGGAAAAAAAGCUGGUACUGGAAUACAGAAGGCAAGAACAGGGAGACUCAAAAAGCCUUUUUUAAAGGUUGAAGAUGUGAACCGGUCUUACAGGCCAUUUUACCUUCAGCUGACCAGUAUGCCUUCUAUAAACUACUCUACUCAGAAGCCUUGCAGCCCAUUUGAUGGAGAUAAGCCAUCUAACAUCCAAAAACAAGCUCAGCCUAAACUCAGAAUUACUACGGAUGGCGAUAAAUGUGGUGGAACCCCAGUUCAACUCCAGUUGAAGGAAAAGAGAAAAAAAGGAUAUUGUGAAUGUUGCUUACAGAAAUAUGAAGAUCUCGAAACUCACCUUCUGAGUGAGAAACACAGAAACUUUGCACAGAGUAACCAGUAUCAAGUUGUUGAUGAUAUUAUAUCUAAGUUAGUUUUUGAUUUUGUGGAAUAUGAAAGAGACACACCUAAAAAGAAAAGAAUAAAAUACAGCAUCGGAUCCCUUUCUUCUGUUUCUGCAAACGUCCUGAGAAACACUGAACCAAAGGAGAAGCUACAGUUGGAGCCCAUUUUCCAGGACAUGGGAGAAAGUAAUGAGCAGCUGCUCGAGCAGAAUUUUCAGUGUGAAGAAACCCAGCAACCUGAGCAAAGGCUUGUGUUUGCUUCAGAACCCAUGUCCUACUCUUCAACUGGAUUGAAAAGACUGGAUGAGAAAACAGUGAGCAUGUUCAAUGCAAGUGAACCUGACCUGAAACAGAAUUGUACACUGCUACCUCCAUGUAAAAAUGAACAGGAAGGAAUUCUUGAUGCUUCUGAACAUAAAUUAAUUGUUAAUAGAAAUGAUUCAGUAGAGAGGGGAGGUGACUCUCUGGGUGUGCCACAGUCAUGUAUGCAAGUUUCUUAUCUCAGUUCAGAAAAUAGUACACCCCAACCAAAAUUCACUGCAGAUACUACAUGUUCUUCAGCAAAACGUCUACAGCAUGAUUCUGACCUGGUGACAUUAAAUACAUCAAAAGAACACCUAACAGUGAAGGCUAGAACUCCAUUCUGUAGUCCUCAGGAGCCUAAUGAAUGUGACACUGAGAAUAUGGAUAAUUUGCCUUGUGGUAAGAUCCAGCGGAAAGUGAGACUGUUGUUAGCGCAAAAGAAAAAAAAUGUGGACCCAAGUGCUGAGCUGGAUAAGAAAAGAACUGAGUUUCUUCCUGCAUGUGAAGACAGAACUUGUGGGUCACCAGUACAGUCUCUCCUGGACCUCUUUCAGACAAGUGGAGAGAAAUCAGAAUUUUUGGGUUUUACAAGCUACACUGAAAACAGUGGAAUGUGUGAUGUUUUAGAUAUUUGGGAGGAAGAAAAUUCAAGUAGUCUGCUGUCAACAUUUUUUUCUUCCCCUUCAGCUUCUACAUUUGUUGGAUUUUAGUAUUUAAUGUGUUUUUCAGAAGUGACAGUUAUAAAAAUUCCUGAAUUUUUUAUAAAUAUAUAUAAUUCUUAGGAAUUAUGGGUUUUUGUUUUGUUUUGGCUUUGUUUUGUUUUGGCCAGCUUUGUUUAUGAAACCAUAUGUAAAUAUUAAUUAAGAUGUUUGUAAUUUUUUUUACAGAAUUG